This is a messenger RNA of Penicillium cataractarum, 906 nucleotides long. RefSeq names its product putative GATA transcription factor (AreB). Gene Ontology annotation, molecular function: DNA-binding transcription factor activity, RNA polymerase II-specific; zinc ion binding; RNA polymerase II cis-regulatory region sequence-specific DNA binding. Lineage: Eukaryota; Fungi; Ascomycota; Eurotiomycetes; Eurotiales; Aspergillaceae. The transcript is spliced from 2 exons. Gene Ontology annotation, biological process: positive regulation of transcription by RNA polymerase II; negative regulation of transcription by RNA polymerase II. Bases 1 to 906 code for a protein of 301 amino acids. The record is from RefSeq and is a predicted model, not a curated record.
AUGGCGACCACAUUGACUGAUGAAAAGCGACCUCAAUUACAGCCCGUCUGCCAGAACUGUGGUACCUCGACCACUCCCUUGUGGCGCCGCGACGAGCUGGGCUCCGUUCUUUGCAACGCUUGCGGACUGUUUCUGAAGCUGCACGGGCGGCCUCGCCCGAUAAGCCUGAAGACCGAUGUGAUUAAAAGUCGCAAUCGCGUCAAGACGGGCCAGGGCCCCAAACGCAAGUCUGGCGGCCCAAUCGAUAAUAAUGGCCUGGCUGGGACCACGGAGGCUGGGACACCUCUUGGUUCCAAUGCUUACCGUCGCGCCUCGCGUAAGAUGUCCCCGGGUCACUCGGAUCGCUCGAAUUCCCCUUUGUCGCGUACCGAGACUCCCGGCUUCGGGUCGAUGCAAUCCCACAACUCGAACAUCGCUCCGCAACAUAUGUUCGACCAGGUCACUGCUGGUCGUGAUAGCGGACUAGGAUCGUCCAGCCUUCCUUCCCUUCCGCUGCGACAACCCUCUCCCUCUGCCGUCGAUCGUCAACUCGAGUCCCCUCAGACCUACGAAAGCCUGCUGGCCCUCAACACUUCCCUCAAGACUCGCGUCAGUGAACUGGACUUGAUCAAUGAGCUUUUCCGCGGUCGAGUUGCCGAACUCGAGCAGAGUGACGCAAGCGCGCGUCGGUCUGAGAUGAUUGCGCGCGACUCUGAAGCUCGCCUGCGCCGUACUCUUGAGGAGACCCAGCGCCGCGAGGAGGAUCUGAAGCGUCGCGUCAGCGAACUCGAGCGUCAAAUCGGCGGCAGCGGCUCCUUUGAUGCGGAUAGCUCAGAGCCCUCCGCUAAGCGCAUUCGCCUCUCCGACAUGGUUGAACACUCUCCUGAGGAAUCGCCAGCGCCACCAAAGUCUCCCAAGAGCAACUAA